AUGUCGAGUACAUUCUAGAAUGUGUAAAAGAAAAUACUCUCGAACUUUUCCGAAUAUGCUCUCUGAAUAUAUAAGGGCCCGGUAUCACCCGCCAGAGUUAGUUCGAUUUGAAAAGCGAUUGCGAAAGGAACUGAAAGAAGUUAUCUGUGAGCAUUUAUUUUGAAGUAUCACGUGUCAGUAUUUUUAAUAGUGUGUUUAAUUAAUUCUCGAUUUUGAAGCCGAGAAGAAAAAAGUCGUCUGUGAGCCUUUAUUGUGAAAUAUCAAAUAAUACAAUGCCUAGACGUAAAAAAGGAGGAGAUCUUGCCAGUUCUGCAGCGAAACGGCGGAAACAAAAAGAACAUAGAAGAAAUGAAACGGAAGAAGAGCGCGAAGCACGUUUACAAAAUCAACGAACUAGGAUGAGAACUCUGAGAAGCACAAAAAAUGAAGAAAGAAAAGAGAACGAAAGUAUAGAAGAAUCGAGAAUUUUAAAAGAUAAUUUAACAAAGGAAGCAUUCCACUACGAACCGACGAAAAAAUAUUACAAUCAUAAACAUGUUGUGAUCGGAAAAAUGGAUAACAUUUGCCAAUUUUGCCACGCGAAAAAAUUCAGUAAAGAAAUGUUGUUUAUAAGCAAAUAGUGUAAAAAAUGAGCGAAUGUUUUCAAUAAAUUUUUUUACUAUUA
Messenger RNA from Diabrotica virgifera virgifera (western corn rootworm), 664 nucleotides. RefSeq lists its product as uncharacterized. Lineage: Eukaryota; Metazoa; Arthropoda; Insecta; Coleoptera; Chrysomelidae. The record is from RefSeq and is a predicted model, not a curated record. The transcript has 2 exons. Bases 273 to 620 code for a protein of 115 amino acids.